This is a messenger RNA of Tuber melanosporum (Perigord truffle), 996 nucleotides long. RefSeq lists its product as uncharacterized. The record is from RefSeq and is a predicted model, not a curated record. Lineage: Eukaryota; Fungi; Ascomycota; Pezizomycetes; Pezizales; Tuberaceae. The coding region runs from base 487 to 942 and encodes 151 amino acids. The transcript has 4 exons.
CGUAAUUGAUUCCCCUUGCAACCACUAUUUCCUCCCUUACCCCCAUCCCUUUCAAUUCAUUCUGCCCACCUCCUUCAAUCUCGGACUACAUUGCGGACCGGGGAUGGGAGGGGAGUGCCAACGCAUCACUUCCAUUCCUGCUCAGAUAAAACCCACUGAGGCUUACAAUAAUCUUGGCCGAUACCUGACAGAUCCAAACGCCAUACAGCCAUCACAGCUGCCGGCACCAACACUACCACAUCUAAUCCCGUAAAGGAGCGCCGAAAUAUUCUCCCUAUCACCCCGCACGAGGACAUCUAUAACAUCCCUAACCUUUUAACCUUUUCACGUAUACUCGCUUCACCGGUUAUCGGUUACUUGGUGCUGCAAGAGCAGCAUGUUACUGCACUGGCGUUAUUUGUUGCGGCAGGGCUGACAGAUCUUGUUGAUGGUUACUUGGCAAGGAAAUGGAACCUUAAGACGGUCGUUGGAUCAGUUAUUGACCCUAUGGCGGACAAGACUCUAAUGACCAUUUUGACUGUCACUCUGGCUAUGAAGGGAUUGUUGCCAGUCUGGCUCGCGGGCAUCAUUUUGAGCAGGGACAUCGGGUUGGCGAUCUCCGCAAUCUACUUCCGCUGGAUAUCGCUUCCUCCGCCAAAGACUAUGGCAAGGUACUGGGAUUUUUCCUUGCCAAGUGCGGAAGUGCGCCCAACCACCAUCAGUAAGUUGAAUACUGCGUUACAGCUAGGCCUAAUUGGCGCGUGUAUGGCGCACCCUUUCAUGGUGACCAUGGGCCCGGGCUGGGACAUUGCUCUCCGAGCAAUGCAGUACACGGUUGCAACUACCACUGUUUGGAGCGGCCUCUCAUACGUAUACUCGAAGGAUGCCGUUAGGAUCCUCAAGCGGCCGCGGGAGCCGGAAGAUAGGGCGAACCCUGACGAUAAUAAAAAGAAAAUGAGCUAGCAUCCGGCCACCUGACGCGGCGCCGGCUUCCUUGAAGCAGCGAAUGAAAGUAUA